Molecule: messenger RNA, 2772 nt
Organism: Cryptomeria japonica (Japanese cedar)
Lineage: Eukaryota; Viridiplantae; Streptophyta; Pinopsida; Cupressales; Cupressaceae
Product: oligopeptide transporter 7
Exons: 7
Coding region: 220-2562 (780 amino acids)
Biological process (GO): transmembrane transport
Molecular function (GO): oligopeptide transmembrane transporter activity
Source: RefSeq, a predicted model, not a curated record
UGUUUGGCGUGUCUAAUUGCACGUUGCGUAUUCAUCCGCAAAUGCUUGGAACUAGUCUUGGACCGUUCUGAAAAGCUGCGCAUAUGCGUAAUUUUUAAUUGCUAUAAUAUGUGGGAAGGUAGCGUGGGUCUAUUCCUUCACUGCUAAGCAUCAGAGUUUUAAAAAUUGUAAAAUCAUUCCAGAAAACACACCCAAUUGUGGUUUGACUGCAACAAGAGAAUGGAGGUUCUUUCUGGUUCAGAAGAUAUGGAGGACUCCUGUGGCUCAUCAUCUCUAACACCACUUCUUGAACAUGAUACAGAAAAUUUAGGGAGCAACCGUGAGGGGAAUACUGAAAAUGAAUCAGAUAACGAAGAAAAAGAAGACCCAAAUGGUUGUUACACUGAGGAGAUAGCUAAUGAGGAAGAUGUAUCCCCAAUUGAGCAAGUAGCUCUUACCGUCCCCACAACUGAUGAUCCGUCUCUUCCUGUGCUCACUUUCAGGAUGUGGGUCUUGGGAUUGCUUUCAUGUGCGGGUCUUUCUUUUCUCAAUCAGUUUUUUUCGUAUAGAGUAGAACCUCUUACUAUCACCUCAGUGUCUGCACAGAUUGCUGUGCUCCCACUAGGGCGUUUCAUGGCUGCGACACUGCCUGAAACUAAGUUUAAGGUCCCUGGUACCAAAUGGAAGUUUUGCUUGAAUCCAGGACCUUUCAAUGUAAAAGAGCAUGUUCUUAUUACCAUCUUUGCUGGUGCUGGAGCUAGCCCUAUUAAUGCAAUCCAUAUUGUCAACAUCAUAAAGAUCUUCUACAAAAGGAACCUGGAUCUAUAUGUAGCCCUAUUGAUAGUUCUCAUGUCACAGGUUUUGGGAUUUGGAUGGGCUGGCAUAUUUCGAAAGCAUUUAGUAGAGCCAUCUACAAUGUGGUGGCCUGCAAAUCUGGUCCAAGUAUCCCUAUUCAGAACACUUCAUGAAAAGGAGGAGAGACAAAGAGGAGGUGUAACGCGCAUCCAAUUCUUUCUAAUAGCUUUAACGUGCAGCUUUGGUUAUUACUUGCUUCCUGGUUAUCUUUCCCCCCUGCUGACAUCUUUUUCAUGGCUGUGCUGGAUGUUUCCUCGAUCCGUUAUUGCACAGCAAGUUGGUUCAGGCCUUCAUGGACUAGGGCUGGGUGCUGUUGGACUGGAUUGGUCAACUAUCUGUUCAUAUCUGGGAAGUCCACUGGCCACACCCUGGUUUGCUGUAGCCAAUGUGGGCGUUGGCUUUGUGCUCAUAAUGUAUGUGAUUACACCAUUGACAUAUUGGUUUGGUGUUUAUGAUGCUAGAGUCUUCCCCAUGUUUUCCAAGGACCUCUUCACAUCUACAGGACAAAUUUACAAUAUUUCUUCCAUAGUGGAUUCCGACCUUCAUUUGGACGAAAAGGCCUAUGAGAAGUAUGGCCAGUUACAUCUGAGCACUUUUUUCGUUUUUUCUUAUAGUAUAGCCUUUGCGGCAUUGUCUGCCACGGUCAUGCACGCAGUCAUCUUCCAUGGAAAAGACAUAUGGAAUCUCAGAAUACAUACCUUCAAAGACAGGAAAAUGGAUGUGCACUCUAGGCUCAUGAGAAAGUACAAAGCAGUACCAGAGUGGUGGUUUUUCAUAUUUCUUGCCUUGACUUUAACAGUCACCAUUACAGUUUGUGAAUGGUUUAAGGAUCAGCUUCAAUUGCGGUGGUGGGGAGUGCUCCUUUCAUGUGGCCUUGCCAUAUUCUUCACUCUACCAAUUGGCAUUAUAAAGGCUACUACUGAUAAGAGCCUGGGCUUGAAUGUCAUUUCUGAAUACAUUUUUGGCUACAUCUCUCCAGGCAGACCAGUGGCCAAUAUCUGCUUCAAGAUUUUGAGUGAUAUAACCAUCAGUCAAGCCUUAACUUUUCUGCAAGACUUCAAACUUGGUCAGUACAUGAAGAUCCCUCCACGCUCCAUGUUCAUGGCACAAAUGAUAGGGACAAGUGUUGCUGCACUAGUAUACAUUGGAACAGCAUGGUGGAUGAUUGACAACAUUCCCAAUCUGUGCAAUACAGCUGCCUUACCAGAUAACAGUCCAUGGGUUUGUCCCGUGGACCAAGUGAUAUAUGAUGCUUCUGUGAUUUGGGGAUUAAUCGGUCCAAGGCGAAUUUUUGGAAGCCUGGGUCCAUAUGGUGCUGUUAACUGGUCUUUCCUAAUAGGAGCCAUAGCCCCAAUCUUGGCAUGGCUUUUGCAAAAAAUGUGGCCUGAGAAAACGUGGAUAAAGUAUAUCAAUAUGCCUGUGCUUAUUGGAGCAACAUCACUCAUGCCCCCUGCCACUGCAGUGAAUUUCACUAGUUGGUUGAUUAUAGGAUUUAUUUUCAGCUUUGUGAUAUACAGAUAUCACAAACAAUGGUGGCAGAAACAUAACUAUGUGCUUUCAGCAGGAUUGGAUGCAGGUCUGGCAUUCAUGGGUGUGCUUCUCUAUGUUUGUUUGGGAUUGGAGAAUGUAUCUUUAGAGUGGUGGGGAACGAAUUUGGAUGGUUGUCCAUUAGCUUCCUGCCCAACUGCAAAGAAUGUAUCUGUUGAGAAUUGUCCGAUAUUUGUUUAAACAAAGGAAGGAAAAGUUUAGUUUGUGAACAAUCUUCUUCUCUAGGAUUCAGCAUCCAUGCAUUUCUUGUGUUCUUUCAAAUUGGACUAUGUCAUUUGUCUCAUCAGGUUCAUCUCAUUACUUUCCUCAAGUUGUGAAUACUCAAAAAGAUUUUUGUACACUUGAUUUAACUGUAAUGGCUGAAUGACAAGGUAAAUCCUAUUAGUUUGA